Molecule: messenger RNA, 507 nt
Organism: Brugia malayi
Lineage: Eukaryota; Metazoa; Nematoda; Chromadorea; Rhabditida; Onchocercidae
Exons: 4
Coding region: 1-507 (168 amino acids)
Biological process (GO): vesicle-mediated transport
Cellular component (GO): membrane
Source: RefSeq, a predicted model, not a curated record
AUGCUACAACGCGUCUAUAGAUUAUUUGGUGAUGAUGAAAAUGCUGAUAUGUCAAAUUUGUCAAAUUCACCUCCUACAGAUGAAACUUCAGAAAACCAUUUUGUUUCAUCGUUAUCCUGGGAUCUACGAUUACAAUGUUUUCUGGGCUGUCUCUGUCUGUCAAUAAUAUGUUCUUUAGCUGGAAGUGCCUUACUUUUUACAUGGAAAAUUACAGGUUUUACUGUAAUGAUAUCUUUGGGUAGUAUUCUAUCACUAGUUGGGACAUGUUUUUUAAUGGGUCCUUUAAGACAAUUGCAAAAAAUGUUCGAACGAGGACGUUUUCUUGCAUCGCUAAUGUAUUUACUUUCUAUCGUCUUAACAUUAUUAGCCGGUCUUGUUUUAUCAAAUCCUCCUCUGGCACUUGUUUUUGUCAUUGGACAGUACAUUUCAAUGGCUUGGUAUUCUAUAACAUAUAUACCAUUUGCACGAGAGGCAAUAUUAUCGCUGUGCUGCAAAUGCUUUAGCUAA